Messenger RNA from Papaver somniferum (opium poppy), 1461 nucleotides. RefSeq lists its product as uncharacterized. Bases 1 to 1461 code for a protein of 486 amino acids. The record is from RefSeq and is a predicted model, not a curated record. NCBI's taxonomy places the organism in Eukaryota, Viridiplantae, Streptophyta, Magnoliopsida, Ranunculales, Papaveraceae. The transcript is spliced from 3 exons.
AUGCUAAACCACACUCAUAUUACUCUUGUACCUAAGAUUAAAAACCCUGAAUGUGCUUCUGAUUAUCGACAUAUAUCUCUUUGCAAUGGGUUAUAUAAAAUUGUGGCUAAGAUCCUGUCAAAUAGAAUUAAGCAAUAUUUAGACAGAUUCAUAAGUUGGUCUCAGAAUGCCUUCGUUCCAGGAAGACAAAUCUUGGACAAUAUAAUUGUGGCAAAGGAAUUACUUCAUACUAUGAACAACUCUUAUGCUGCGAAUGAUCACUUUGCCUUGAAGGUUGAUAUGUCAAAGGCAUAUAACAGGGUUAAUUUGUCCUUAUUGGGUGACAUGCUUCAUUUAAUGGGAAUUCAAGGUAUGGCUCAUUCCUUAAUUAUGAACUAUGUGAUUACUCCUUCAUUCUCCGUUAAUAUUAAUGGUUCUCUUCAAGGAUUCUUCAAAAGUAAGAGAGGAAUUAAGCAAGGUUGUCCUCUCUUUCCAUCUCUAUUUAUCAUUUGUUCACAAGGUCUGUCCAUUCUCAUGCACCAAUAUGAAAGUCAAGGUCUGGUGAAUGUACUUAACUUGAAGAAGAUAUUGGAAGAAUAUGCUGAAACGUCUGGCCAACAAAUCAAUUACACUAAAUCUGCUAUUCACUUUAGUAGAGGGUUAUCUGAAAUUAGGAGGCAGUCCACUAUACAAGAUCUUGAGUCAGGGUGGAGACAACAUAUUCUAAAUUUGGCAGGCAGAAAUGUUCUUUGCAAAUCCUCUUUAUCAUCCAUUCAUAUCCAUGCAAUGGGAAUCUGCUUACUUCCAGCUGGUGUGACAAAUCAUAUUGAUAAAAUACAGAGAUGUUUUUGGUUGGGUCAUUCACCUGAGGAGAGGAAAAUGCAUUUUAUUAACUGGCAGAAAAUGGGUCUUCAAAAAGAUUCAGGGGGUUUGGGAAUCCGUAGUGCAGAAAUGAUGAAUAAAUCUCUCAUAUGUAAACUGGUCUGGAGAUUUUUGGAAGAAGAUGAUGUAAUGUGGGUGCAACUUUUAUCAGUGAAAUAUUUAGGUGAUUCUUCAUAUUGGACUAUAGCUCCAAAUAACAAGGCUUCAGCUAUCUGGAAUAGUAUGCUUGAGGUAAGGCCGAUAUUGGAGAAUAGGAUUUUCUGGCAAGUGGCGAAUGAUGUAAAAAUCAGAAUCUUUGAAGAUCCCUGGUUACUAGGCUACAUCGACCAUCUACUUUCGAGGAAUAUAAACCCCACUUCUAAUGCUUACAUGUUCUCAGAUAUUACUGACCCUGUAAAUAAUUCUUGGAGAACUGACUUAUUACAUGAUUUGUUCUCGCCUGAUAUAAUUCAAAAGAUAACUGAAAUUGUUCCGAGCUCUGAAGAAGCAGAUAUUUUAACUUGGUCCUGCACUACUGCAGGUAAUUUCUCGGCAAAAUCAUGUUAUCAUCUUUUAGCAAAUGAUAUUCCAGUAUCAUCGGCUUUAAGUCAAUUCCCAUAA